AUGCUUGCCAGUGGGACUCGAUGUCCCUGCUGCUGCAUGAUCAGGGGAGCAAUUGCGUUGCACCAGCGGCUUCUUCAGCACCAGCUGCCGCACCACCAGCUGGUGCAGCGGCGGUAUUCUUGCAGCCAAAGCAGCGCACACUCUGUAGCAAAGAGGCCGACGCAGCAGCAAAUGCAGCAGCUGCAAAAGCAUCAACAACAGCAGAAACUACCGCAGCAUCACCGUGGGCUGGAUCAGCCUUCUAGGGCUGAUGCUGUUCCUACUAUUCUUGGCCGGUUUGUCGCUGCCUGCCGAAGUUUUGAACGGCAGCAGCAGCAGCAGCAGCAGCAAGGGAUAGAUGCAGGGUCUACGACAUCUCUUCUUGCCGCAAGAGCAGCCAUUGCGUCAGCCCCUGUUGUGUGCAUUCAGGCUUUGCUGCAGGCACUUCAGCAGCAUUCGUUGCAUUUAUCUUUACUCCUUCCGCUUGCCGAUGCAUUCUAUGUUGCUGCGGAGAAGACCAUCCAACAGAAGCAACAGCAUCAACACCGUCUGCUGCUGCUUGGUCAGCAGCAGCAACAUCAGCAGCGGCAGGCGGCAGAGGACAUAUUGCAACUCGCACUGUUGCUACAGCCGCGCAGCUUCGUUCUAGGUGGGAAGCAGCAGAAGCAGCAGAUAGAAGAGCUUUUGCUUCUGCAGGCGCCCCAAACACGGCAACAACAACAAAGGGCGCUUAUGGCUGCGAUGAAGCUGCUGUCAACCCUGCUUCUACACGAACAGCCGGUGCUGGUGCGGGAGUCACUGCUUGCUAGAGCGCUGGUGCAGGCCUCCGACCAGGGACUCCAGCAACUGCUUCAGCAGGCAGCAGCGAAAUAUCUUAGACACUCCAUGUGUGACAGCAGCAGCAGCAGCAGCGUCGGCAGCAAUAACUCUCGCGUGGCGCUUGCAGCGGCGUUAUUACGCUCAUUUAUUAUUGCUGCGCCGCCUAAAGAUGUAAAGGAUGCGAUCGCCAACUUCCUUAUCCCGGUUGCUGCUGCUACGUCUGCUACUGCUGCUAAGUCCCCUCCGGGAAGCAACUUCUUCUUGCAGAAGCAGCAGCAGCUUGCAGCUUGGUGUGACGUAGCCGCUGCCUUGUGCUUGGAACAGCAGCAGCUACCGCUCGUGCGCCGGCUGCUCCCAGGUGUACAGGCAGCCAUCUGUUGUUCUCUCCUUCAACUGCAGCAGCAGCAGCCGGAAAGAGGGCUGGAAGCGGUGAGACUUGCAGCACGCAUGUUAGAGCCAGCCGCAGCGGCGCUUGUGCUGAUACGUGAGCGGGCUGAGUUUGCAGCAAAUGCAGCAUCAGGAUCAGGAGACGAACCUGAGUCUCCAGACCCGAGGAGUGAGCUCUUUUCGAGGGCCAUACGGCGAUUGGUUCAACAACAAAAGCAGCGGCAGCAACAACAACGAAAAGAGCACAGUGAAGAAUUAACUGCUGCAGUAACCACUCUCCAGGAGACAUUUUUGCGAUUGUGGAGGAAGCAGCAGCAACAGGACGACGUGAUGCAUCGCCGUCAUCCGGUGCCUCGUCCCUCUCUAUUGUCUCCCUUCAGUGUUGGCGCUGGUGCAGCACAAGGAGCCGCAGUGUCAGCAGAAGAGCCAGCAGCAGCAAGAACAGUAGCUGGAGUGUGCACACGUGCUCUAAGCCCCCUAGCGUCAACUGACUCAGAGGCAGCGUUGCUGGGGCUGCUGCAUCAGCUGCUUCUGCUUGCCGAUAUUCCUGGGCUGCAACAGUUAAACGACUUCUUGCAUUGCGUCUCUCGGGAGGUGCUGCCUGCUUGCGACCUGCAGCAGCUUUUACUUCUGCUGCAGCGAACAGCGCAGCUGCAGGAACAACGACAUCAGCAGCCUUUUCCGGCCCUUGACUUGGGGAAUUUCGUUGGUGCUCUGCUCUUGGCAAUCGAGCGGAAUGUGAAGCCUCACCAGCAUGACAGCACCAGUAGCAGCAGACUCCAGAGGCUGAUAGUUCUAGCAGACGUUCUCUUUUCCCCGUCUUUAAGAAGGCAUAUGCGGCCUCCAUCUUCUGCUACUGCUGCUGCAGCGUCAUCUCUUGUUGAUCAGCUGCUUCUCGAAAUCCAGCUGCUUCAACGCCAGCAGCGGCUGGCCAUAGAACAGCGGCUGGAACUGCAGCAGCAAGUUGUGCUUGCGGUCCUUAAGAUGGUCUCUGGGGCUCACUCUUUGCUGCAGCUGGGUGAAGAUAACAGCGCUCCGCUUGUGGCAGCAGCAGGAUGUGAUGAAGCAUGGCAAGGUGGAAAAGCAGCAGCAGCAGCAGCAGCAGACAUUUUCCACGGUCUUUUGUGCAGCCCGCUGCUACUGCAAGUGCUGAGCGAGAUGAUCAAUAUGCUGCAUAGCACAGGGGAGAUCGUUGCCGCAGCAGCAGCAGGAGCCUCCACAACAGAAUCAGCAGUUGGUGGACAUCAGCAGGACCAGCAUUCUGGCAGUGUAUCAACAGCAGCAGUGCAUAGACACUCCAAUGGUUUGGUCCUUGCUGCUGCUGCUCUCACACGGCUCGUUGGGGUGUUUUUGGUCUUCUUGCUCGGUUGUAUGACUCUGCUGCAGUCUUUUUCUCAAGCUGCCGAGACGCUGCAGCCCCGACAGCACGAGCAGCUAUUGCGAGGGCGGCAGCAGCCACGAGUUCCCCAGCUGCCGAGCAGCUGCUGCAAGAUAUUCGAAGAGGCUUUCGAUCUUGCAGUCUGCGGACAGAAUCCCUCGAAGUUGUUGGAGCCGCGGUACACAUCCUUGGCAAGAUUCAGAGGUUCACCCAACAGGGUCGGCUCGCUUGCUCCGUCAUGCGGGGUUGCGCUUCAGCAGCGGCAGAAGUCCCUGACGGAGCGCGUAAUUGGAUGGCUGCGAUCCCAUCCGCAACCGCGCAUUCAAAGGGACGCAUUUUGA
Messenger RNA from Eimeria maxima, 2904 nucleotides. RefSeq lists its product as hypothetical. The transcript has 6 exons. Bases 1 to 2904 code for a protein of 967 amino acids. NCBI's taxonomy places the organism in Eukaryota, Apicomplexa, Conoidasida, Eucoccidiorida, Eimeriidae. The record is from RefSeq and is a predicted model, not a curated record.